CACGUGACCGCCUCCGUUGAUGUCUUGCAGCAGCAUCCUCUGCUGCGCGCUCCUGCCUGCGACAGCACAGCCGCGGUGUGGUCGCUCUGAACGCACGUUAACGGAAAGGAAAAAAAACACUCCACACGUCGGGAAGGCCUCCGCCACACUCUACACCCUGUUGCAGUCACAGCGGCGUCGGAUAUAAGCACAGACACGCACGUUUUUCUGAUCCUAGUCGCUCUUUUUUUUACAUUUAAAAGCCCUUUUAAAAGACAGUCCUCGUAAUGGCGACAGCUGCGGUGUCUGCCCCAACUGGCAGCGGCCCCAGCCCCGGGCCGGGAACGGAGCUGGUCCGCGGGCAGGCCUUCGACGUCGGGCCUCGGUACAGCAACCUCUCCUACAUCGGCGAAGGCGCCUACGGGAUGGUGUGCUCUGCCUACGACCGGGAGAACAAGAUACGCGUGGCCAUCAAGAAGAUCAGCCCCUUUGAGCACCAGACCUACUGCCAGCGCACCCUGAGAGAGAUCAAAAUCCUUCUGCGCUUCAAGCACGAGAACAUUAUCGGAAUCAACGACAUUAUCCGUGCACCGACCAUCGAGCAGAUGAAGGAUGUAUAUAUUGUCCAGGAUCUAAUGGAAACAGAUCUGUACAAGCUCCUGAAGACUCAACACCUGAGCAAUGACCACAUCUGCUACUUCCUCUACCAGAUCCUGCGAGGGCUCAAGUAUAUCCACUCUGCCAACGUACUACACCGUGACCUGAAGCCUUCCAACCUUCUGCUCAAUACCACCUGUGAUCUCAAGGUAGCGUCUCAAGCAGAUGCUGAUCAUGAUUAUGUCUGUUCUACUUGAUUUCAGGGCUACACCAAGUCCAUAGACAUCUGGUCAGUGGGUUGCAUCCUGGCUGAGAUGCUGUCCAACAGGCCAAUCUUUCCGGGGAAGCAUUACUUGGAUCAGCUUAACCAUAUUUUGGGAAUUCUGGGUUCUCCCUCACAGGAGGAUCUCAACUGCAUCAUCAACAUUAAAGCCAGGAACUAUCUCUUGUCACUGCCUUUGCGCUGCAAAGUGCCGUGGAACCGUCUCUUUCCCAACGCUGAUCCAAAAGCUCUGGACCUGCUGGACAAGAUGUUGACCUUUAACCCUCACAAGAGGAUCGAGGUGGAGGAGGCGCUGGCACACCCCUACCUGGAACAAUACUACGACCCCACAGAUGAGCCUGUUGCCGAGGCCCCAUUUAAGUUUGACAUGGAGCUAGAUGACCUACCCAAAGAGACGCUGAAGGAGCUCAUCUUUCAAGAAACUGCACGUUUCCAGCCCAGCUUUAGGUCCUAACAUCCCACACAGGUAAGUACACAUCACUGCAGCCCAACUUAUAACCCCAAACUACUGAAAAAUAACCUGCAGGGGCUGGUGACACAAAACUAUGAGCAAUUUGUUAAGAAGUACACAACAACCAACUUUUC
Messenger RNA from Pundamilia nyererei, 1444 nucleotides. It is a transcript of the gene mapk1, whose product is annotated as mitogen-activated protein kinase 1. Gene Ontology annotation, molecular function: MAP kinase activity; ATP binding. The record is from RefSeq and is a predicted model, not a curated record. Lineage: Eukaryota; Metazoa; Chordata; Actinopteri; Cichliformes; Cichlidae. Gene Ontology annotation, biological process: protein phosphorylation. The transcript is spliced from 7 exons.